Molecule: messenger RNA, 1736 nt
Organism: Panonychus citri (citrus red mite)
Lineage: Eukaryota; Metazoa; Arthropoda; Arachnida; Trombidiformes; Tetranychidae
Product: WW domain-binding protein 11-like
Biological process (GO): mRNA cis splicing, via spliceosome
Cellular component (GO): spliceosomal complex
Source: RefSeq, a predicted model, not a curated record
UUUAUUCAUUUGUUUUGGUGAACAUGUUUGUGUGAAUUUAUCUUGUCUUUUUGUUUUCUAAAUUAAAUUAAUUGUUGUUCGAAUUUUGGUUUUUCUAUUGUUUUGUGGUCAUGGGUCGAAGAUCAAUUAAUACCACGAAAAGUGGUAAAUAUAUGAAUCCAACUGAUCAGGCUCGUAAAGAAGCUCGUAAAAGGGAAUUGAAAAAAAACAAGAAACAGCGGAUGUUGGUUCGGACGGCGGUUCUUAAAGGUAAAGAUCCUCAUCAAGUCUUAGCUGACAUGGAACGUCUUGACCAAAUGGAGUUUAAUGUUGACUCUCCGCCGCCUCUAAAUGAGAAGGUUUUACGUGAUAAAAGAAGAAAAUUGAAAGAAACAUGGGAUCGUUUGUGUAGACUUUAUGUAAAAGAAGAUCAUGAAAAAUUUUUGGAACUUAAGAGGUUGGAAGCUGAUUAUGAAUUGAAAAGAAAUAAACUCAUGAAAUUUUUUGAAUCCGUUAAAUCAGCUCAAGAAGUUGCUCUAGAUGAGAUUCCACUGCCUUCAGGGCCUCCUGAACAAAAAUCGGGAGAUGAAAACAUGGAAGAGGAGCCCGAAAGUGAACCCUCAUCGAUUCUUAAGAAAACAAGUGCUUCUCUAGUAGUAAAUAAAAACCCUCCCGGUUUGCCACCAGGUCCACCGCCAAGUUUAGAUGAAAUUGGCGAUGAAGAUUCUGAUGAUGAACAGGAAAGAGAUAAGAAAGUUCAUUUUGGAGACACCGAAAAGGAAGCGGAUAUCAAUGAAUUCUUGAAAGAGAUAGAAGAUGUCGAAAAGACUGUCGCUGAAAAUGAUAAAAACGCUCCUUCACCACCUGAAGACAAUCAACCCUUAGAAUCAAACCUUUCAGAACCAGAAGACUCAUCGGUCGGAGAAGAGGCAAAAAUAUCCUCACAAGAAUCAACAGAAACAACGAUUCCCUCGAACAGUUCAACAGUCACAUCUAGUACAAUACCAGCUACUAACUCUACGUCAACCAAUCCUUCAUCAUCCACCUCCACCUCAUCCAUUCCACCCUCCACCACGAACACUCCUAUUUUCACUAUGGCACCGACCAAAAUUCAACCCGCUCCUCCUCCUAUUCAUCCCGUUCUACUACUUCGUCCUCCAUUAUUACCCAAUCAGAUGAGGCCGAAUAUGCCUCCACCAAAUCCACCUCCUCGAAUGGGUCCUCCACCCCACCCUAGACCUCAACGUCACAACGCACCUCGAGGUGGUCAUCAACGGGACAGAAAUCAAAGUCAUAAAAAUCGUAGCGAAGAUAAAUCCAAGCCAUCUCAUGUUGUCUCCGAUAAAGCAACAAUUGAAGCCAAACCACAAUUAAGAAACCUGAGUGCGGACGCAAUUAGAUUUACACCUACAUCAUUAAAAAUUAGACGAAACGAAAAGAAUCCGAAGAAAAUUAUUAAACCAGAAGGUCAAGAAUCAAAUUUCAGCUUCACAUCCAAUCCAUAUAAUGAACAAUUCAAACAACAACAACAACCAACUAAGGACGAUGCUUAUGAAGAAUUCAUGAGGGAAUUGAAAGAUAUCAUUUAAAUUUAAUUAGAAUCAUCUAAUUAAAUAAAUUGUACAGUAUAAAUUCAUCAAAAUGUAACAAAUCUCAUUUAAAUUCACACCAUCUUCAAUCAAACAAAUCGUCACAAUUUUGACCAUCGAAAACUAUUUCAUUGGAUCAAUAAACUCGAUACAACAGAAACAUUUAAA